Tarenaya hassleriana is the source of this 1362-nucleotide messenger RNA. Its product is annotated as calcineurin B-like protein 10. The transcript has 9 exons. Gene Ontology annotation, biological process: calcium-mediated signaling. Bases 214 to 966 code for a protein of 250 amino acids. Gene Ontology annotation, molecular function: kinase binding; calcium ion binding. Lineage: Eukaryota; Viridiplantae; Streptophyta; Magnoliopsida; Brassicales; Cleomaceae. The record is from RefSeq and is a predicted model, not a curated record.
UUCUGAAAGACAGCCCAGCGUCUUAGCCCACGAACUGCUUGAUGCAGAGCUUCGUGAUGCAAAUUCAUUCGACACCAUUGUUUUGAACCUUUCUCUUCAAUAUCUUCGGGAAGAAGAAGGAGAAGGCGAAGGAGAAGAAGAAAGAAAGAAGGAAGCAGGAAGAGGAAGAAGAGGGGGAGGCUGAGGAGGAAAAGACUCUGUUUCUGGAGAAUCAUGGAUGCGCAACAAGCUUCCUCUAGAACGAGCUCUCUCACAGUUGGGGAGCAAAUCUGUGCGGUGUUCAUACCAUUUUUCGCGAUCAUUGAUUUCCUGAUCUCCACCGUCGGACAAUGCUUUGAUUGCCGCCACCGGCGAUCGCCGAAGACAUGUCGGUACGCGGAUCUGGCCCGGCUUGCUAAUGAAUCUCGAUUUAACGUCAACGAAGUUGAAGCUUUGUAUGAGCUGUUCAAGAAGCUGAGCAGCUCGAUUAUCGACGAUGGAUUGAUUCACAAGGAAGAACUUCAACUGGCUCUGUUCCAAGCUCCAUGUGGCGAGAAUCUCUUUCUUGACAGGGUUUUUGACUUGUUCGACGAAAAGAAGAACGGGGUUAUUGAGUUUGAGGAGUUUAUCCACGCCCUCAGUGUUUUCCACCCUUAUGCACCGAUCGAGGAAAAGAUUGACUCAGUUGCAUUUAGGCUCUAUGAUCUGAGACAAACUGGGUUUAUCGAGCGAGAAGAGGUACAACAAAUGGUGAUUGCCAUUCUAAAUGAAUCUGACAUGAAGCUUUCAGAUGAACUUCUGGCCUCGAUUAUCGACAAAACGUUUGCAGAUGCCGACGCUGACAAAGAUGGUAAAAUCAACAAGGAGGAUUGGAAGGCGUUUGUGAUGAAGCACCCGACUCUGUUAAAGAACAUGACACUUCCUUACCUAAAGGAUGUAACUACAGCAUUUCCAAGUUUUAUAUUCAACACCGAGGUCGAAGACUGAGCCAGAAUCCGAGGUUCUCCGUGCUACAGAUCCGGUUAGAGUUUGUCCCCCAUUCUUACGAAAGUGCAAAACCAGGUUCUCUCAGUGUUUUUGGUUAAGGAACGGGGUUUGAAACCCGAGUAGAAGGUAUACUCGGCUUGGCUUAGCCUUUUCACGAAUGAAAGCUGGCCGAAAUCAGCAGAGAUUCUUGCCGAUACUCCUGGCCCCUCGACGAGUUCUGCAAUGUUAUGUCAGCAAAAACCGGAUUUUCAUGUGCCGAAAGCAAGUUUUCCCCUCAUUUAUAUCAGUUUGUAAUCCAAGAUCUUCUUAUUGAAAGUAUCAGUUUGUAACCAAUUGUUGAUUUCUUGCUCGAAUGGAACUUGUAAAGAUUGGUAGUAUGUAACAUUGUUGUAGACU